This is a messenger RNA of Anolis sagrei ordinatus, 1016 nucleotides long. The record is from RefSeq and is a predicted model, not a curated record. Lineage: Eukaryota; Metazoa; Chordata; Lepidosauria; Squamata; Anolidae.
AUGGUGUGUUCCAACCCCUUCCCAUGACCCUUUCUGUUUCCGGAGGACAGCUUAGAGCCUACCAGCAUGGCUUGAAAGUAUUGAUACAAACAGAUUUUGGCCUCAUUGUGGGUUAUGACUUGAUUUACCACAUGAUAGUCACUGUCCCGGGCAUAUACCGAGGUGAAAUGCAAGGCCUAUGUGGGAACUACAAUGGAGUGAAGAAUGAUGAGUUUCUACUCCCUGACAGCAGGACAACCUCUGACGUAGCUACAUUUGGGGCUGCCUGGAAGGUUCUGAUUCCUGGGAGAGAAACAUCCUGUUCGGAUGGAUGCACUGGGAGUAGCUGCCUGGUCUGCGAGGAGAGGAAGAAGGACAUGUUCAAGCAGCGCAACUACUGUGGGAUCCUCAAUGCAUCCGAUGGCCCCUUCAAAGCUUGCCACAGCCAAGUGGACCCCAGUGUGUACUUCAACACCUGUGUUUAUGAUGUGUGUCUGGCCAAUGGAGACGACUCCGCAUUGUGUCAGAGCAUCCAGAGCUAUGUGUCUGCCUGCCAAGGGUCCGGAGCUCCUGUCCAGCCUUGGAGAACUCCAUCCUUUUGCCCUCUCAGUUGUCCAGCCAACAGUCACUAUGAGGUUUGUGCAAAUCUCUGCUCCACCAGCUGUACCAAGAUUACUGACACCAGAGCAUGUCCAGAGGGCUGUGCAGAGGGCUGCCAGUGUAACAACGGCUACUUUUUUGAUGGUCAUGGCUGUGUUCCUGUAGAAAGUUGUGGAUGCUUCAAGAAUGGACGCUAUUACAAGCCCAAUGAGCAGGUUCUUCUGAACAGAUGCCAGGAGCGCUGCCGCUGUCUCCCAGGCCAGGAAUUAACCUGUGAGGCUCACAGCUGUCCCACUGAUGAAACCUGUGAAAUCCAGAAUGGAGUCAUGGCUUGCGUUGAGAAAGAUGACCCAGUUGCUUCAUGCAGCUUGAUCAAAUGUGGGAAGGAGGAGACGUGCGAGAUCAUAGAGACGCCCAGUAUGUGUGCCAAAAUCUGA